This is a messenger RNA of Aphanomyces astaci, 642 nucleotides long. Its product is annotated as polyubiquitin. The transcript has a single exon. Bases 71 to 496 code for a protein of 141 amino acids. Gene Ontology annotation, biological process: translation; protein ubiquitination; modification-dependent protein catabolic process. Lineage: Eukaryota; Oomycota; Saprolegniomycetes; Saprolegniales; Verrucalvaceae. Gene Ontology annotation, cellular component: nucleus; ribosome; cytoplasm. Gene Ontology annotation, molecular function: structural constituent of ribosome; protein tag activity; ubiquitin protein ligase binding. The record is from RefSeq and is a predicted model, not a curated record.
GCUGGGUUGGGGCGAAAGGUGGCGGUGGCCCAUGUUCAGGUUAUUUUUGCAAGGUAGCGCAGGUUGAAAUAUGCAGAUUUUCGUCAAGACUUUGACUGGGAAGACCAUCACGUUGGACGUGGAACCGUCCGACUCGAUUGACAACGUCAAGCAAAAGAUCCAAGACAAGGAAGGCAUCCCGCCUGACCAGCAGCGCUUGAUCUUUGCCGGCAAGCAAUUGGAAGAUGGCCGCACCUUGAGCGACUACAACAUCCAAAAGGAAUCGACGUUGCACUUGGUGCUCCGCCUGCGCGGUGGUGGUAAGGUGCACGGUUCGCUGUCUCGUGCCGGUAAGGUGAAGAACCAAACCCCCAAGGUGGCCAAGAAGGAAGACACGAAGAAGCAAAAGCGUGGCCGCGCCAAGAAGCGCAUCCAGUACAACCGUCGCUUCGUCAACGUCGUGGGCGGCGCCGGCGCCAAGAAGUUGGGCCCCAACUCCAACGCCCCCAAGAACUAAGUUGUUGAUCCAACUCUGUCCUUGUCGACCUUUGCAUAGGGGAGAGCGAGCGACUUCUCUCUCUCUCGGUCCUUAGCACACCUUGUUUAAUACAGCAUGCCUCGAACGUGCAUGUUUCCGCCGAGUUUCAACCCUCAGCUGCCUCC